This is a messenger RNA of Strongyloides ratti, 1119 nucleotides long. RefSeq names its product Transcription factor AP-2. Gene Ontology annotation, molecular function: DNA-binding transcription factor activity, RNA polymerase II-specific; RNA polymerase II transcription regulatory region sequence-specific DNA binding. Gene Ontology annotation, cellular component: nucleus. The record is from RefSeq and is a predicted model, not a curated record. The transcript has 3 exons. Bases 1 to 1119 code for a protein of 372 amino acids. Gene Ontology annotation, biological process: anatomical structure development; regulation of transcription by RNA polymerase II; regulation of cell population proliferation. NCBI's taxonomy places the organism in Eukaryota, Metazoa, Nematoda, Chromadorea, Rhabditida, Strongyloididae.
AUGGUUGGAAGUAAGGAUAUCCAGAAACCUUGUGGUAAUAUAAAGGAAACGUCAUCUUUAAACUUUUCAAAUAAUUUUUUGUCAGACGUAAGUAAGAAAACUAUAGAUAUAGGAACAAGCAUAACUUCUAUGGAUGAAGGAAUUAAACCAUUUAACGAAAAAAUCUUUUCAACUAAUUAUUCUUCUAAAUUUUUGAAUGAAAACCAUUUAAACAACAAUCUUUCAAAAAAGAAUUUACAAAGUUUAUCUCUUAAUGCACCUCACAUUGAUUUGAGGGAUUAUUUCCCUACCAAAUCUGUUUUUGGUUCAUUCGACAAUUUAAAACCUAUUUUAUCUAAUAGUAAUUCUGCACUUCAUUCAUCUAUGUCAUUUGUUACUACAUAUCCUAUUCCUGUAGAAUCGAAUUCAAUUUUUUGCUGUGUACCUGGAAGAUUAACAUUAUUAGGAUUAACAACACGUUAUAAGAUAACCGUGGGAGAGAUACUACGUCGUUUAAGUCAUCCAGAAUUCUUGAAUACCUCUUUACUUGGAGCAAUCUUAAGAAAGUCUAAAAAUAAAAAUGGUGGUACUAAGCUUCGUGAAUCACUAAGUCGUAUAAAAAUUAAACUACCGAUUGGAAGAAGAAAAGCAUAUGGUACUACAUCAUUUACUUCAUUUACUGAAAGUGAAUCUUUAAAAUUAGCAAAUGAUUUUAAAGAUAUAUCUAGGGAAACUUUUCCUUGCUCACUUUUUGGUAAGGCAAUCGUAGAUAGUGAAAUAAAUCAAAAUAGAAAUCCUAAGAUUAUAGAAGAAAUUUUGAAAAAUUCAAUAAUGUUAAUAAAAAUAAUAAAAAAUAUUUUAUUAAAAGAUCGUUCCCCAAUUACAACAACCAAUGAAUCACCAAUACUGAAGGAAUUCCUUCAAGAGCCACUGAAAAGAUUUUCUUUAUUAACUCAUGGUUUCGGUACUAUGACUUUAAUAACUUCUUUAAAUAUUUUAGAAAAAAUCUUUACUGAAGGGCUUCACUAUUUAGAAUUCAAAUAUCAACAUUUAAAUUUACAAAAUCUUCCAAUUUGUAAUUUUCAAAAUAAUAAUUUAUCAAAUUUAUCGAGUCAAAUAUUUAAGAACAAUCAUUUUUAA